AGCCCCUUCCCCUCCUUCGACUGGCUGGCCGCUGCUUCCUACAUAACUCCUGUGUAUCCCACGCACAAACAAAAUCCUGUGCUUUAAUCUCGGUGCGUCCUCCUUCACCCACCUAACAAGACCGCUGCUCAAUUCCUCACGCCAGCUCUCUCCAUUACCCCCCACAUUCCGCGCCAGCUACUCUCCUCAUCACCACCCAACUCCACUCAACAAAAUGGUCAAGGCAGUUGUCGCAGGCGCCUCCGGUGGCAUUGGCCAGCCGCUCUCCUUGCUUCUCAAGAACAGCCCCCUCGUUGACGAGCUCGCGCUGUACGAUGUCGUCAACACCCCCGGUGUCGCUGCCGACCUGUCGCACAUUUCCUCCAAGGCGGUUGUCACCGGCUACCUGCCCAGCGACGAUGGCCUCAAGAAGGCCUUCACCGGUGCUGACAUUGUAGUCAUCCCCGCCGGUAUUCCUCGCAAGCCCGGCAUGACCCGUGACGACCUCUUCAAGAUUAACGCUGGCAUCGUCAAGGGCCUCAUCGAGGGCGUCGCACAGUACUCCCCCAAGGCCUACGUUCUGGUCAUCUCCAACCCCGUCAACUCGACCGUCCCCAUCGCCGCCGAGGUCCUCAAGAAGGCCGGCGUUUUCGACCCCAAGAAGCUCUUCGGUGUCACCACCCUCGAUGUCGUUCGCGCUGAGACCUUUGUCGCCUCUAUCACCGGCGAGAAGGACCCCCAGAAGCUCACCAUCCCCGUCAUUGGCGGCCACUCUGGCGAGACCAUUGUUCCCCUCUUCAGCCAGGCAACGCCCUCGGUGGAAAUUCCCAGCGAGAAGCUCGAUGCUCUUGUAAACCGCGUCCAAUUUGGUGGUGAUGAAGUUGUCAAGGCGAAGGACGGUGCCGGCUCUGCCACUCUGUCUAUGGCCUACGCUGGCUUCCGAUUCGCUGAGAAGGUUCUCAAGGCCGCUGCGGGCGAGAAGGGCAUCACCGAGCCCAGCUACGUCUACCUCCCUGGUGUCCCGGGCGGUGACGUUAUCGCGAAGACUGUCGGUGUUGAGUACUUCUCUGUACCCAUUGAGCUCGGCCCCAGCGGUGUCGAGAAGGCCGUCGAUGUCGUCAGCAAGGCGAACGACCACGAGAAGAAGCUCCUUGAGGCAGCCUACAAGGGACUCAAGGACAACAUCGCGAAGGGCGUUGACUUCGCCAACUCCCCUCCUCCCCAGAAGUGAGUGGCCUUGCAUGUUUG
Paraphaeosphaeria sporulosa is the source of this 1227-nucleotide messenger RNA. Its product is annotated as malate dehydrogenase-like protein. Gene Ontology annotation, biological process: malate metabolic process; tricarboxylic acid cycle. Bases 215 to 1210 code for a protein of 331 amino acids. Gene Ontology annotation, molecular function: L-malate dehydrogenase (NAD+) activity. The record is from RefSeq and is a predicted model, not a curated record. Lineage: Eukaryota; Fungi; Ascomycota; Dothideomycetes; Pleosporales; Didymosphaeriaceae. Gene Ontology annotation, cellular component: cytoplasm. The transcript has 6 exons.